AUGAGAUUGUCUUUGAAGAGGACGGUGUUUUUGAUAUUUAUACUCAUAUUUCUACUGAUUAGUAUUCUACUAUUGCAGUCUUCAACUAAACUCAGGCAGCGAUGGGACUUAAUUUGGGAUACAGAGAUAUUUGAUCUUGAUGCAUACAAGGUGCAUAAUCUUCAAAAUAGAAGGGAUUUCCAUUAUACAAACUAUUUAUACCUGGGAUACAACAACUUUACUAAAGCUUUUACAGGUGAUUUGGAUCGUAUCAAACAGACGCCACUCAAAGACAAAUGUAACGUUUAUUUCAACCAAUUCUUACAACAUGAUCCCGAAUGGAAGCUAACUACGCGUAAUUCACCCGUGGAUAGAUUUGACAAGUCUUCUGAUAAGAAACAGUCCUUUUUCAAGGAACAACAAAGAAAACUUGAGGACAAGUUUAACAAGGAGCAUCGGGGUUCAGAUGAAAAGUUUGUCGUCACGAGAGAAGAUAACAAAACCAUACUGGAACAGUUUAAUAAAAAUGUCGCAAAAUCAAAAGCGAUUAUGCAUGAAAUGGCUGAUGUGACUACACUGUUGAGAGUUUACGGUAAAUGUUUUAUUGGUCAAGAAUUGGAUGAAGGUCAAAAAACGACUUUUAAUGAUUUGAGCAAUAGGUUCUUUCCCUUUUUGACUAACAAACUACCAUUAUUUAAAGUACAAGGAGAAGAUAGGUCUACUGGGUGGCCUGUUCUUAAAGAAGAUGGAUCCACCGAGUACAAAACAGAUUUGGAUGGUGACAACUACAUUGAAUUUUUGUAUAAGCAUUCAAGAGGAAAGGGAAUUGUGAUCUCGGCUGCAACUAGACACGCCAAAGAUAUAAUGAAAUUGGUCAAAAUACUACGUGCUUUGAAUAAUGAACUUCCGAUACAAAUCAUGCAUAAGGGGGAUAUAACUAAACGUUCACUUGAAUGGAUAGAGUCUGCUGCCACAGUUGAUGUUGAGGAGUUAUUGAACCCAUCCUUGGACCCCAAUGAUGAGUCUUAUAUGCCUGAAUUGAAACUACUAGAAAGUUAUAAGGACUAUGGCUCAUAUUUUCCCAAGCAAAAGCUUCAAUUUGUAAAUAUUGCUAAUUGUAUCUCCAAGCAAUACAAGUAUCAUUUUCCUGGUUACUCAAACAAAAUAUUAGCCGUUUUUUUUUCCACAUUUGAUGAUGUUUUAUUACUUGAUGCCGACACUGUUCCAUUGGUAUCACCAAAAGAAUUCUUCGAAUCACAAGAAUAUCAACGUUCAGGAACAUAUUAUUUCCAAGAUCGAUCGUUGAGAGAUACUAAUGAUUUCAUUGAAACUAAUUUCUUUACUACGUUAUUCCCAGCUAAUGAAAAAUCAAUUGAUACAUUAUUCGAUAUACCUCGCAUCACUGAAAAGACAUUGAAUAAUAAAUACAUGACUGGCUGGCGACAUUAUCAAGAAGCAGGGGUAGUUGCAUUCAACAAGCGACAACAUUACGUCGGUUUACUCAUGAUGUUUCCCUUGCUGCUUUGGACAGAACCGGUUCAAUCAUCAAUCUGGGGAGAUAAAGAAUUGUACUGGUUGGCAUUAUCAGCUGCUGGUGAUGAAAAUUAUGAAUUCAAUCCCGUUGCAGGAGCUUCAAUUGGUGAGAAAACAGUACUUCAAAAUCGCAAAUUUUAUCCUAAUUCACCCAGUAAUGAAGUUUGUUCAACUCAUCCAGGACAUGUAAAUAAAGAUGGUAAAUUACUUUGGAUAAAUUCCGGGUUUGGUUAUUGUAAGAAAAAUGGAUCAUUUAGAGAUCGUGUCAAAUUUCCCUUGUCGACAUUUAAUAAGGAUGAAUUACAUCAAUUGUUUAAUUCUCCGUUGCAAAUACGUGCGGCGAUAGUUCCGCCUGAUCUACCACGGUUUAGAGAACCGGGGAAUCCCAUAAAUGGAGAACCAGAGGAACAGUUUCGGAAAACGUGGAAGUUUAGAAACAAGGAUAUCGAUGAAAUUAAUGAGAAUUUACCUUAUGGUGCCCAAAGGACUGAGUUUAUUACUGAAUGGGGUCCUCAAAAGGGUUGGGUUAAGAAUUCUAUAUGUUUUGGAUAUUAUUAUUGUGCUUAUGAUAAGGUGCAGAGUUAUUCAUCAGAGAAGGAAUUUGAUGAGGGAAAGCUUUAUGAAUUUGAUGAAGACAGUGUUAAAAGGUAUAAUUAUUUGAGUAAAGUUUGGAAUUCUGCUGGAUUGAAAAAGCCAGGAACUUCAAAGCUGAACUAA
Messenger RNA from Lodderomyces orthopsilosis Co 90-125, 2229 nucleotides. RefSeq names its product putative alpha-1,3-mannosyltransferase (gene MNN15). NCBI's taxonomy places the organism in Eukaryota, Fungi, Ascomycota, Pichiomycetes, Serinales, Debaryomycetaceae. Gene Ontology annotation, biological process: protein O-linked glycosylation. The record is from RefSeq and is a predicted model, not a curated record. Gene Ontology annotation, molecular function: alpha-1,3-mannosyltransferase activity. Gene Ontology annotation, cellular component: Golgi apparatus. The coding region runs from base 1 to 2229 and encodes 742 amino acids. The transcript has a single exon.